Messenger RNA from Sebastes umbrosus (honeycomb rockfish), 2276 nucleotides. It is a transcript of the gene acadl, whose product is annotated as acyl-CoA dehydrogenase long chain. Gene Ontology annotation, cellular component: mitochondrion. The record is from RefSeq and is a predicted model, not a curated record. Gene Ontology annotation, molecular function: flavin adenine dinucleotide binding; long-chain fatty acyl-CoA dehydrogenase activity. Bases 145 to 1467 code for a protein of 440 amino acids. The transcript has 11 exons. Lineage: Eukaryota; Metazoa; Chordata; Actinopteri; Perciformes; Sebastidae. Gene Ontology annotation, biological process: carnitine metabolic process, CoA-linked; long-chain fatty acid catabolic process; fatty acid beta-oxidation using acyl-CoA dehydrogenase.
UUUAACGUUAACGGCGCCGUUAAAAACGUACUUUUGUAGUCCUGAGAAGGAGGAGCCGGCGUGAUCCAUCUUAAUGUUGUUUCUCACUCAGACGAUCUUUGCCUCUGAUUUGUCUAGACGAAAGGUCGCUUGUAGCAGUCAAAGAUGUUUGUUAAAAAAGUUAGCAAAACGUGUCUUUUUGGGCUGAGAAAUGUCUCCGGACGAGGACAGGUGUCGUCUGUGACUACUACAACCAGGUUACAGCACAGUUCGGACCAGGAGCCUGUCCCUCCGACCCGUCCAGAGACCUCCACUGCCAAGACCCUGAUGGACAUCGGGACCCGCCGGAUUUUCAACGAGAACCAUGAUAUCUUCAGACAAAGCGUCCGGCGCUUCUAUCAAGAGGAAGUGGUUCCACAUCACAGGGAGUGGGAGAAGGCAGGUCAGGUGAGCAGGGAGGCGUGGGAGAAAGCUGGAGAGCAAGGCAUGCUGGGAAUAAUGAUACCAGAGGAGCAUGGUGGCAUCGGAGCAGACUUGUUUUCUGCGGUUGUCGUGUGGGAGGAGCAAAUGUAUUGCAACUGCACAGGCCCGACUUUCGCCCUGCACUCCGACGUUAUCAUGCCCUACAUCUCUAAAUAUGGUAGCAAGGAACAGAUUCAACGCUUCGUCCCCAAUAUGACUGCAGGGAAAUGCAUCAGCGCUAUCGCCAUGACGGAGCCAGGAGCAGGCAGUGAUCUUCAAGGCGUGAAGACGUACGCUAAGCGGGAUGGCAGCGACUGGAUCCUCAAUGGCAACAAGGUGUUCAUCUCAGGAGGUUGGGUGGCCGACUUGGUGGUGGUAGUGGCCGUGACAGACCGCGAGGCGAGGACAGCGGCGCAUGGCAUCAGUCUGUUCCUGGUGGAGGAUGGAAUGAAGGGCUUUCAGAAAGGACGCAAGUUGGAGAAGAUCGGGUUGAAGGCGCAGGACACAGCUGAACUGUUUUUUGAGGAUGUGCGUCUCCCAGCUGACGCCCUCUUGGGGGAGGUCAACAAAGGUUUCUACUACCUGAUGAACGAGCUGCCUCAGGAGCGUCUGGUGAUUGCUGGCGUGGCUAUAGCAGCCUGCGAGUUCAUGUUUGAGGAAGCCAGGAACUAUGUGAUGCAGAGGAAGGCUUUCGGCAAGACGAUUGCUCACCUACAGACUGUGCAACACAAGCUGGCAGAGCUGAAGACUGAGAUCUGUGUGGGCCGAGCCUUCGUAGAUAACUGCAUUCAGCUCCACGCUGAGAAACGCCUGGAUGCCGCCACGGCUUCCAUGGCCAAGUACUGGGCCUCUGACCUCCAGAACAAGGUGGCCACUGAGUGCCUGCAGCUCCAUGGAGGCUGGGGCUACAUGUGGGAAUACCCCAUCGCUAAGGCAUUUGUGGACGCCCGUAUUCAGCCCAUCUACGGAGGCACCAAUGAGAUCAUGAAAGAGCUCAUCGCCCGCACCAUUGUUAGCCAGAAGUGAGAGAUGUUUUCAUGUUUUCCCGGUGGAGGAGCACUGGGGGAAAGUGGGAUGGUGUGCACAGAUUUUCCGUUGACAGUUUUUCUGAAAAUGGGUUAACGUAUGACGAGCGGUUGUGAAAAGUCAGGGAAGGUAUUACAGCGUUUAAUCAUGCUUGUAUUCGUCAAAUCAGUCAAUCGGGAUUAAAGCUAGACUGUGUAACGUUAGAAAGGAAAAAUAACACCUGAUUGCCUUACAAAUGAAAAUUUCAAUUUGCUGAUUUAGAGAAAAAAAUGAGAAAGAGCGCUAAUGGCUUGACAGUUUCUCAACAAAGGCUUUAUUAACCUUCAAACUUGAGUUACAAUUGUUGGUGAAAUCAUGACCAAUUUUUAUGCCUCCAAAUUUGGCACAAUCGUCCACUUGGAAUCAAGGAUGAAUCGCUUCAAUUUUGGUGAUCAGAGGUCACGGCGACCUCACGUACAUCCCAUUCUCGUGACAUCUCAGAAACGCCUUCACUGUGACCUCCCAUAACUCAAGAAUUCAUAAGCUAAUUAAGAUAAUUUCACACAAGUGUCUAAUAGAAUAAAAUGACGUUGCGAUUUAGGACAGACACGAAGCAAGGUGGUAAUUCUAUCUGUUUUCUUAGUCGUGUAUAUAUGUAUUGCACGGAAAAAUAACAGAUUCAAGAUAAAAUUUAUUUUUGUAAAUGAUUGUAUUAUUAGUUGCUUGUGUGUCCAAUAUGUAGAUACACAGAAGAGAUUACUUGGCUUUGUGUCAACACUAAAAUUGUCCAAUACAUGUAAAUGUGCAAUAAAUACAGUCUACACACUGUU